Oldenlandia corymbosa var. corymbosa is the source of this 690-nucleotide messenger RNA. Lineage: Eukaryota; Viridiplantae; Streptophyta; Magnoliopsida; Gentianales; Rubiaceae. The record is from the annotation of a GenBank genome assembly.
GCCCCCUCGCAAACCCCUUUCCCCUUCCAACAGGCCUCCGUACAAAUCAAAUUAUAUAUCAUGAAGGAUUCAUAUCAAGGUGGAUUUAUGGCAACUGGGAGCAAUAUGAAUAAUAUUGAUUCAUCUUCAUCUUCAUCAUCAUCAACAACGCCGUGUGCAGCAUGCAAACUUCUCCGCAGGAAGUGUGCACAUGACUGUAUGUAUGCUCCUUAUUUCCCUGCCGAUGAGCCUCACAAAUUCGCCUGUGUCCAUAAGGUUUUUGGUGCUAGCAACGUGAGCAAGAUGCUUCUGGAGUUGCCGGAGGAUCAACGGGAAGAUGCGGUGAGCGCGAUGGUGUACGAGGCGAACGCGAGGAUUAGAGAUCCGGUGUACGGCUGCGCCGGUGCAAUAUCAGCUCUCCAGCAACAAGUUGGCAUCCUUCAGUCUCAGCUUGCAAUUGCCCAAGUUCAAGUUUCCCAACUCAAGGCCUCUCAAUCCCUAUCUUCUUCCCCCACCUCUUCCUCCUCCCGGAUGGUGGCCGAGCCCCGGCGUCACCGCCGUUACGACGACUCCUUCGCUCAGCAUAUGAGCGCCGACAACAACUCCGCCGCCGCCGCAGCCAACACUAUGUUGAUGGACGAUCAGGAAGAAACUAAUGAUCAUGACGGUAGUUAUUUAGGGGAUCCGGAUUAUUCCUUGUGGUCCUACUAG